AUGACUGCGUCUACCGAGGCUGCGGCCCCGACCGCGCCGCAGCAGGCAGCAAAGACGAAUGGGGGGAAGACGGAGAUUAAGAUACUUAUGCUCCAUGGCUACACACAAUCCGGGCCCCUCUUCCACGCCAAGACCCGCGCCCUCGAGAAACUCCUCAUCAAGACCCUCGCCCCCUCGGCCCUUCUCCCCACCCUCAUCUACCCCACGGGCCCGAACCGCCUGCUCCCCAGCGACAUCCCCGGCUACCAACCGCCCUCCACCGGCGACGGUGAGGGAGGCGAAGCGCUGGCGCCGCCCGACGCGUGGGCGUGGUGGCGCAAGGACGACGCCACGGGCACGUACCGCUUCUUCGACGAGGGCAUGGCCACCGUCGCCAGCGCCAUCCGCGAGGCCGGCGGCGUGGAUGCCAUCUGCGGCUUCAGCCAGGGCGGCGCCGUAACGGGCGUCGUUGCCGCGGCCCUCGAGCCCGGGAGGAAGGCACCUGAGGGGCCCGAGGGGGAUUGGGUGCGUGCGCUGCGCGAGGCCAACGGCGAGCGGGCGCUGCGUUUCGCGGUCUCGUACUCGGGCUUUUAUGCCCCUGUGGAGCGGCUCGCGUUCUGUUACGAGCCCGAGAUCAAGACACCCACGCUGCAUUAUAUUGGUAGCCUGGACACCGUCGUUGACGAGAGCCGGAGUCAGGCGCUCGUUGACCGCUGCGUGGAACCCCUCGUCAUUGUGCAUCCCGGUGGUCACCACGUUCCCGUUUCUAAAGAAUGGGCCAUGCCACUCGCUGGCUUCAUCAAGCAACACGCGUCGACCCCCCAGCCCAAGGCAGGGCUAUGA
Molecule: messenger RNA, 822 nt
Organism: Purpureocillium lilacinum
Lineage: Eukaryota; Fungi; Ascomycota; Sordariomycetes; Hypocreales; Ophiocordycipitaceae
Biological process (GO): secondary metabolic process
Cellular component (GO): cytoplasm; nucleus
Molecular function (GO): hydrolase activity
Source: RefSeq, a predicted model, not a curated record